Oncorhynchus tshawytscha (Chinook salmon) is the source of this 1399-nucleotide messenger RNA. Its product is annotated as pre-mRNA-splicing factor SPF27. The coding region runs from base 304 to 981 and encodes 225 amino acids. The record is from RefSeq and is a predicted model, not a curated record. NCBI's taxonomy places the organism in Eukaryota, Metazoa, Chordata, Actinopteri, Salmoniformes, Salmonidae. The transcript is spliced from 7 exons. Gene Ontology annotation, biological process: mRNA processing. Gene Ontology annotation, cellular component: catalytic step 2 spliceosome; Prp19 complex; precatalytic spliceosome.
AUUUAGUUAUAAAAAUCUUCGGGCCCGCCACGUUGUUAGGAUUCCACAAAUUAGCACAGCCACAAAGUUAAAAUUGGCUGUAUCGUAAAAAAUCAUGAAAUCGAACAUUUGCUUUUUGAUCAUAAUUUAAGGUUGGGGUUGAUGUUGGCAGAGGGGUUAGGUUUGAAAUGAUAAGACAAAUUAUAUAAAUGGCGGGGUUUAUGACUUUGUGGCUGUGGUGACUAGUAAUGACCGCGUUGUUUUGCUGCUAAAACAACUAGCUAGUUAGCGGUGCUAGCUAGUAAACAAACAACUGAACUGAAUAUGUCUGGAACUUCAUCAGUAGCUGGUGAAGUAUUUGUAGACGCCCUGCCGUAUUUUGACCAGGGUUAUGAUGCAGCUGGCGUCAGAGAGGCGGCUGCAGCCUUGGUAGAAGAGGAGACUCGCAGAUACAGACCUACAAAGAACUAUCUCAGUUAUAUACCCACACCUGAUUUCACUACCUUUGAAACUGAAAUCAUGAGGAACGAGUUUGAGAGGCUAGCAGCCCGGCAGCCUCUGGAACUUCUCAGCAUGAAGAGAUAUGAGCUUCCUGCUCCAUCUUCAGGGCAGAAGAAUGACAUCACUGCAUGGCAGGAUUGUGUGAACAACUCCAUGGCUCAGCUGGAGCAUCAGGCAGUGCGCAUUGAGAACUUGGAACUCAUGGCACACUAUGGCACCAACGCAUGGAAGGUCUACAAUGAUAACCUGGCCUUUAUGAUUGAAUUGGCUCAAAAGGAACUACAGAAAUGUAGAAAGCAGAUUCAGGACUUGAACUGGCAACGAAAGAAUGAUCAGCUUGCAGGCGGGGCCAAGCUGAGAGAGCUGGAGUCAAAUUGGGUGUCCCUCGUAAGUAAGAACUAUGAGAUUGAACGUGCCAUCGUCCAGUUGGAGAAUGAAGUUGGAAAGCUCAAACAGCAACAGGGUGAUGAGAACAAGGAAAAUAUUCGACAGGACUUCUAGAACUCAAGCCUUGUGCGAGACCCCUUCUACAAAAAAUAAAAUGUUAAGCUUGCAGCUGAGAACCAACAUGAAAAGAAAAGGACUCUCCAAACUUUCAGAAGAACAUAUUAGCCUUGGCUCCACAGUUUCUUUACAUUAGUGUCAGACAGUGACCAUUGAAAAACCAUGGGCCGUGUAAAGAACUUUUUCAUUGUACCUCGAGAUCACUUAAGAAGUGAACUCUGUUCAAUUUUUAAAUGUUUGUCAUUUGAAGUAGUUCUAAAUUGAGGUAGAGUUAAGCAUAACUAAUGAUGCUGUCUACCAAAUUCACAUGAUUUCUUCCCAUAUGCUAGCAUGUUUAGAACAUUUGUGAUACAAUAAGUUUUUGUACAUGUAAUUUUUUUAAAAUCGACUUAUAAUAAAAUGAUGUUGAAACAUG